This is a messenger RNA of Piliocolobus tephrosceles (Ugandan red Colobus), 7776 nucleotides long. It is a transcript of the gene ANKRD28, whose product is annotated as ankyrin repeat domain 28. The coding region runs from base 1474 to 4734 and encodes 1086 amino acids. The record is from RefSeq and is a predicted model, not a curated record. Lineage: Eukaryota; Metazoa; Chordata; Mammalia; Primates; Cercopithecidae. The transcript is spliced from 28 exons. Gene Ontology annotation, molecular function: protein binding.
AGAUCUCUGGUAAGUGUAACAUGUGAGCAUUACUAGGCAUUUCAUCCUGCGGGUCUGCAGUCUUCUUUGCUCUUCAGACUGUUGCUCCGUUGGAAUGCUUCUGUGGGACCGAUACUGAGGUUCUGUAGAUAUUUUUUAAGGACCUCACUCAUUUGGGGAUGUCAGUGGUGUUUUUGCAAGAUCAUCUGAGGAACAGGAAAGCAUUUGAAAUCUGAAAAGGAUAACUGUAGCGGUUUUCACAGUGGAAGGAAACUAUAUUGGCAAAGAGGCAGAUGAUUGAAUAAAGUAGUUGGCUCAAAGAAGAUGCACAGUCUGCUGUUGUUUCCUCUGAAUGAAGACUGUUUAAUGGAAGCUGUAUUCAUGUGGAGAUCAAAGGAAACACUGGAAUGAUAAACUACUAUGUUUUUUUUCUCCCUCUUUUUUUUUUUUUUUUUUUUUUUUUGAAGAAAACAAAAAGCCUGCAGCAGUAAUUUGAGCUCAAAUGCCUUCUAAUUCCUUCGCAGCCUGCUUGUUCUAUUAGGAUUCUCCACUAACACCAUUUCUGCCUGGUGCCUGUGCCCUUUUGCUGGAGCAGCCACAGACAACUGCCUGAUGGAGAAAGAAUGAAUGCUCUGCCUUGCUUAUGCUAUCGAUGGGAAUAAAGCUAACUGUGUUUCUUCUAUUAUAUGGAAAAUCUGGAUUAAUCAAGCUGUAGUCUAGUACCAAGAGUCGUAUUGUCUCUUGUGGUCUGACUCAUCACAUGUAAAUGUACUGCAGCUUUGCUAUUAAUGCAGAGUGGUUUUGUUUUUUCUUUUUUUCGCCCCUUUCCCAAACACUGAAAGAAUUGUUAACCUCUGAGCUUCAUUUUCAGGAUUUGUGCUGAGCUCUAGAUCUUUUUUUCUGUGACUAGUAUCUGCAUUAAACCAGUGAUGAAGAAAUGAAGACAAAUUAGAAGUGGAAACAGAAUAGUGAGAUUUUAUUUUUUAUUUUCAAUUAUAAGCAAAACAGCUACUGGUAACUAUAUGACCUUGCAGGAGACAGUGGGUAUUGCUGUGAUCAUCGCUGUCAUAGCAGUUGUUUCUCAUUUCAUUCUAUAUUGUGUGGUGUUGUGUCACCAAAAACAAUGAUUGUUUUGUGGAAGUAAAUUUCAGAGAUAGAGCAAUAAGACUCUUUUGGUAGAGGAAAAAUAUUUUUCAAUGAGCUUGGACUCAGUUUUAGUUAUUGAUAUGUUGGUGUGAAAUUUCUUCUUAAGUAUUGCAGUAACCCAACAGAAAUAAUAGAAUUUUGUUAUAUUUAGGAAGUUACAAAUUAUGUAGUCAUAAUUUUAAACUUGUUUUUCCAGUAGUACUUACUAACUUAAAAAAAAAAAAAAACUAGCUGUGCUGUUCAGAGAAUGUUUGUGAGUGUUGUAUAGAAGAGGAGGAAAAACUACUUGUGCUCUUCCAACUGUGACUUUUAUCACAUAGCUUGGAAUUUAGUGUUUUAAAAGAUCGAAUGAGUCGAGUGUGUAUUGUUGUUUUGGAGGAGGUAGAAGAUGAGUCUCCUGCAUUCAUUUCUAAAUUGCCACAGGAAAAUAAAUCCCUACAUUCUCCACCUUCUGGAAAUGUAUUGGUAAGAUAUCCAUCACUGGUGCAAGCUAUAUUUAACGGAGAUCCUGAUGAAGUUCGAGCACUAAUAUUUAAGAAAGAAGAUGUUAACUUUCAGGACAAUGAAAAGCGAACCCCAUUGCACGCUGCAGCUUACCUUGGAGAUGCAGAAAUCAUUGAACUUCUUAUUUUAUCUGGAGCUAGAGUUAAUGCCAAAGACAGCAAAUGGUUGACACCUUUACACAGAGCAGUUGCAUCUUGUAGUGAGGAAGCAGUUCAGGUACUUUUGAAGCAUUCUGCAGAUGUUAAUGCUCGAGACAAAAAUUGGCAAACCCCUUUACAUAUAGCUGCUGCUAAUAAAGCUGUAAAGUGUGCUGAAGCUUUGGUACCUCUUCUGAGUAAUGUAAACGUAUCUGAUCGAGCAGGGAGGACUGCAUUACAUCAUGCAGCUUUCAGUGGACAUGGUGAGAUGGUCAAACUACUCUUGUCUAGAGGUGCCAAUAUUAAUGCUUUUGACAAGAAAGAUAGGCGUGCUAUCCAUUGGGCAGCAUAUAUGGGUCACAUUGAAGUAGUGAAAUUACUUGUGUCGCAUGGAGCUGAAGUGACAUGCAAGGAUAAAAAGUCUUACACACCUCUUCAUGCAGCAGCCUCUAGUGGAAUGAUCAGCGUAGUCAAGUACCUUCUAGAUCUUGGAGUUGAUAUGAAUGAACCAAAUGCCUAUGGAAAUACACCUCUUCAUGUAGCCUGCUAUAAUGGACAAGAUGUUGUAGUGAAUGAACUUAUAGACUGUGGUGCUAUUGUAAAUCAAAAGAAUGAAAAAGGAUUUACUCCUUUGCACUUUGCUGCUGCAUCAACACAUGGAGCAUUGUGUUUAGAGCUUCUAGUUGGCAAUGGGGCUGAUGUCAAUAUGAAGAGUAAAGAUGGGAAAACCCCACUACACAUGACUGCUCUCCACGGUAGAUUCUCCCGAUCACAAACCAUUAUCCAGAGUGGAGCUGUAAUCGACUGUGAGGAUAAGAAUGGGAAUACUCCUCUGCACAUAGCUGCACGGUAUGGCCAUGAGCUGCUGAUCAACACUCUUAUUACAAGUGGUGCUGACACGGCAAAGCGUGGCAUACAUGGAAUGUUCCCCCUCCAUUUGGCAGCCUUAAGCGGCUUUUCAGAUUGCUGCAGAAAACUUCUUUCUUCAGGAUUUGAUAUAGAUACCCCAGAUGAUUUUGGCAGGACUUGUCUACAUGCAGCUGCAGCUGGAGGGAAUUUGGAGUGCCUAAACCUGCUGCUGAAUACUGGUGCAGACUUUAAUAAAAAGGACAAAUUUGGGAGAUCUCCACUGCACUACGCUGCUGCCAACUGCAAUUACCAGUGCCUGUUUGCUCUUGUGGGAUCAGGAGCAAGUGUGAAUGACCUUGAUGAAAGAGGCUGCACACCCCUGCACUAUGCAGCUACAUCAGACACAGAUGGCAAGUGCCUGGAAUACUUAUUAAGAAACGAUGCAAAUCCAGGGAUCCGUGAUAAGCAAGGAUACAAUGCAGUUCAUUAUUCAGCUGCUUAUGGUCACCGUCUAUGUCUUCAGCUGAUUGCAAGUGAAACUCCUCUAGAUGUUUUAAUGGAAACCUCAGGAACAGACAUGCUGAGUGAUUCAGAUAAUAGAGCAACAAUAAGCCCUUUACACUUGGCUGCCUACCAUGGUCACCAUCAAGCACUGGAAGUGUUGGUACAGUCUUUGUUAGAUCUUGAUGUCAGAAAUAGUAGUGGAAGAACACCCCUAGACCUUGCAGCAUUUAAGGGCCAUGUUGAAUGUGUGGAUGUACUCAUUAAUCAGGGUGCCUCAAUCUUAGUAAAAGACUACAUUUUGAAGAGGACACCUAUACAUGCAGCAGCAACAAAUGGUCAUUCAGAAUGCUUACGGCUAUUAAUAGGAAAUGCAGAGCCACAGAAUGCAGUAGAUAUUCAAGAUGGAAAUGGACAGACGCCUCUGAUGCUGUCUGUUCUCAACGGGCACACAGACUGUGUUUACUCACUGCUGAACAAAGGAGCAAAUGUAGAUGCCAAAGAUAAGUGGGGAAGGACAGCGUUGCAUAGAGGGGCAGUUACAGGCCAUGAAGAAUGUGUAGAUGCAUUACUUCAACAUGGUGCUAAGUGCUUACUUCGGGAUAGCAGGGGCCGGACGCCUAUACAUCUGUCUGCUGCCUGUGGACACAUUGGUGUUCUCGGAGCCCUUUUGCAGUCAGCAGCAUCUAUGGAUGCAAAUCCAGCCAUAACAGACAAUCAUGGAUAUACGGCACUUCACUGGGCUUGCUACAAUGGUCACGAGACAUGUGUAGAACUGCUUUUAGAACAGGAAGUUUUCCAGAAAACGGAAGGAAAUGCUUUUAGUCCAUUGCAUUGUGCUGUGAUAAAUGACAACGAAGGUGCUGCUGAGAUGUUAAUUGAUACAUUAGGUGCCAGCAUUGUGAACGCCACAGAUUCAAAAGGAAGAACUCCUCUCCAUGCAGCUGCCUUCACAGACCAUGUAGAGUGUUUACAGCUGCUGCUGAGCCAUAAUGCUCAAGUCAAUUCUCUGGACUCUACAGGGAAAACACCUCUUAUGAUGGCUGCAGAAAAUGGACAAACAAAUACAGUUGAGAUGCUGGUUAGCAGUGCUAGUGCAGAACUGACUUUACAAGAUAACAGUAAAAAUACUGCCCUCCAUUUGGCUUGUAGCAAGGGUCAUGAAACUAGUGCCUUGUUAAUACUGGAAAAGAUAACAGAUAGAAACCUCAUCAAUGCAACCAACGCAGCCUUGCAAACACCUCUGCAUGUUGCUGCCCGAAAUGGGCUAACAAUGGUGGUUCAGGAACUUUUGGGAAAAGGAGCAAGUGUGCUUGCAGUAGAUGAAAAUGGCUAUACCCCAGCUUUGGCCUGUGCUCCCAAUAAGGAUGUGGCUGAUUGCCUGGCUCUCAUUUUGGCCACCAUGAUGCCUGUCUCAUCAAGUAGUCCUUUAUCAUCCUUGACAUUCAAUGCCAUUAACCGUUAUACCAACACCUCAAAAACAGUCAGCUUUGAAGCUUUGCCCAUCAUGAGGAAUGAACCUAGCUCCUAUUGCAGUUUCAAUAACAUUGGCGGGGAACAGGAGUACUUAUACACUGACGUGGAUGAGCUCAACGACUCUGAUUCUGAGACCUACUGAGAGGCUGAGGAGGAGGGAGUUCUCACAGUAAAGCUUCAAACUGUGCUUUUUCAGGAAAAAGGCACUUUGAUAUUCACGUAGAAAUUCAACCUAAGAGGAAAGAUCGCACAGUGAGCCAAUGUUAAGAGAUGUGAUGACAUUAGGAGGAAGAGUUUUAAAGGCAAGUUUUACAAAAGGAACUUCUAGAAUCUUGAAAUAGACUUGACUGAGGAAAACACGUUGAUGUCAGAGUUCUUUGUGGAAUUGUUUAAUUUGGUUUUGCAGUGCCAGGAAUAAUUGGGGACACUGUGCACUCUAACCUGCUUACAUAAGCAACACUAUCGUAACAGAAGAAAUAAAGACACUAGAUUUAAAUUUUAUCAAUAAAAUUACAACUAAAUUUAAAGGCAAUAAAAGUUUGGUACAGUAGGCAUUAUGUGCACAGCAAAUUGCAAAAGGACCAAAUAACUGAAAGGUUUUUUUAAUAAAAUGCCAUUUUGUGGAAACUGGAGUAGAUGAAAUGAAACAUUACCUAAACCAAACUGCAAUAUUUCUGGAAAUGAAACUGAGAUUUGGUUUUAAAUGUUGAGUUUUUUUUUUUUUUCUUUUUAAGAAAAUAUCUGAAAGCCUUCCAAUGCUGUAUUAAACCAUGAGAGAAAGCAGAUGUAUUUUUACAUUUUUUUCUUUUACAUAAAUAUUUCAAAUUUCCAAUUUUUAUACUAUUAGAAUUAAAAACCAGCUGACUGGGUGCAAUACGGGUGAAAAUACUUGUGACAUAGACAUUGAGGUAUUGGGGUCAGGCUGUUGCCCUGUUUUGAAUGGUUUGGGUUUAAAAUAGUACUAUUUUUGUUUAAAAAUGUAAAGAAUUUCCUAGAAAAAAAAAUUAGUGAAAUCAAAAAGUAGAUUAUUUCACCCUAUUGCAGCUAAGUGGUUCUGGGGCAUGGAGUCUUCAACCUCUCUACUUUGAAUGGCACACCUUAGUCACUUAGGUUACUUUUGUGUCCCCACCAUGGGUUGGGGGAUUUUUUAUGUUUAUUCUGAUCUAUGAGUUUUGAAAAAGUGAAUAAUCAAAAGGAAAAUAAUUCCUUGUUGUUCAUAAAUUAAACAUCACUAAGUCCCUUGGAAGGCAUUUCUGUAUUGGGCAAGAUUUAAAAUACUAAAGCCUUAGGUCCUAUUCAUAUUUAAAGUAGCAUGUUUGUAACCUGUUACUAUUUGGAGAGAGAAGCAGUUGCCUGCCAAAUUGAAGACUACCUUUCAAAUAGCAAGAGAGGGAGAGAAGGCUGAUAUUUCAGCUUUAAAUAAAUAUUUGUGUGGUUCUGCUUUUACUGUAACUGUCACUUUCCCAGUGAAAAUGAUUUCAUAAACAUUAAGGGUCUUACAGGUAUGGGUAAAGUUCUAUAAAUUGCAACAAAAUGAUACCCAAUUUCAUUUUAUCCUUUUUGUAUUGUGAAACUGGAAACUUUAUGACAUUGUAAAUUAUCAGCUGGUUUUUCUGAAUAUAAAGUGUGAAAACACAGAACAGUAUUUUGAUCUAUUUGAUAAUUUUGUGGGUUUUUUGAAGAAUUAAUGAGCAUGUACAUAGAAAUAGUGACUGCUUGAAUACUGUAUUUACUUGCACUCUUUCAGUACAUCAAGAUUCCUGUAUAUUUUAGAGUAUAAUAAAACACAGAUGUGAGUUGUAUUUAAUGAAUAAUGUAUUUGUAUCUGUGCAUAUUAUCUACAAAUCUAUAAAGUUUCUAGGGCAUUGACUACUAGAUUUUAAGCAUUUUUUCUAAAAUAUUUACAGAAAUUAUAAAUCUAAUCCCCCAUCUUUUCUUUAUAAUAUAAAGAAGUCAUAAUGAACCCUUCCUAAUUAUUAGUAAUAGGAAGGUGAAUAUGCAUUUUAAUGGCAGUGGACUACAUUUUCUAUUGUACCUUUUGAAAAAAAAAAGAAAAAAGAAAAUUCAAGCAGAUUCUAAAAGUAUACAUAUGUGUGCUUUCUCUUUCCUUUUAGGAAUUCUCUUCUGAAUUCCCUGAGGGAAUUUUCUAGAAUCUCAGAAUUGAAAGAGACCUGAGGUUCAUCCACUCUCUAACCUCUUAACAAAUGCAGGAGUCCCUUCUACAAGGGUGAUCUUUCCACCUUGAACACUUCCAAGUGACUCUACCUCACCAAGCAGUCCAUUCAGUUGUUGAGCAGCUCUAACUGUUAGAAAGGUCUUCCUUAGAUGGAGUUGAAGCCUCCCUCCCGGUAACUUCUGUCUUUGGGCCCGGGUCUGUCCUCCAAGAGAACCCUGAGAAUGUUGGAAGGAUGAAUCUCGCACAUUCUGCCAUGUCUUCUCUUUUACAGGCUGUUUGACUUCUCUGCUGAAGUGAUUUCCAGAAGGACUCAUUUGACACACUAUUAGAUUUACCACAUCUAAUGAAAUCCAAGGUGUGGCUAUAAAGUGACAAGCUGUUUUUAAUUUAUCACAUAUACCAGAACUUCUAUCAUGCAUCACUUAUAUGUAAAUGAUGCUGUUACCAAAACCAUUAAGGUAGUUCUUGCGAAUGCCACCCCACUAAGAAAACUAUUUCAUUACUUUUGUAAUCCAUUUGUGAGAGUCUGCCCUCCAGCUUAACCACUUCCUUUGGUCUGCACCCAAUGAAGGGAAACCCCAAAGUACUGUCUCAAAUUUUAUUUGAACUACACCAGUAUUGUUGGAAUAAGUACAUGAACUACUUGAAUGAAUGAACACAGUGCCGUAGAGAUUUCCUUUAUGGUUACACCUUGUAUAUCUAAAGCAUUCAGGCCCUGUUCUGUAGUGUUUCUUAUCCUCACACAGAGUAGAAAAGCCUGUUUACUUUAUUUAACUUAUGCAUAAAAGAUGACACCUGAAAUAUCUGAUGUGUAUUAUAAUACCAGCUUCUGCUCUAGAACUACUUUGGGUGAAAUGGUGGUAAUAGCAAAUGACCUCCUUUAACAAGACACUCGUCUCAAACAGUGCCAUUUAGUUCAGGAGAUCUUGAAGUGUAGCUGUAAAUUUUGGGGUUAAUUUGGCUUAUAUUGGACCUUUUAAAAGAAAUAAAGUUUUUUAAUGCAAUAAA